GAUAUUGACAUCCAUUGUUUACCACCUCUAUUUAGUUGGGAUUACUCUAGAAAAAUGGUACGCGUAGGCCUUCAGAUUUCCGCAAAUUUAGAAAAUAUUGAAGAAUUGAAAACCUGUCAUCCGGACUAUGCAUUUUUCGUGAAAAUAACCUGCACAAAUUGCGGCGAGACAUCCGAUAAAUGGCAUGAUAUUACCGAAUCGGAAAGAACCCAACAUGAUACACGGAAUGCGGAUGGUGUGAAUUUUUAUAUAAAAUGUAAAAUGUGUGGUCGAGAAAAUUCCUUGGAUAUUGUGGAAAAAUCGAAUGAAACAUACACCCAAGAUGACAGUGGCAAGUUCAAGACUAUUGUCAUAUUCGAUUGCCGUGGUGCAGAGCCUGUAGAAUUCUCGCCCCGUGCCGGUUGGAUUGCCAAGGCAGUCGAUGGCGGUCAGACCUUUGACAAUAUUGACCUGUCUGAAGAUGAUUGGGUAGACUAUGAUGAAAAGAAUGGCAAUUCUGUGGGUAUCUAUGAAUUUGCAUCAAAGUUCAUUAAACUUAAGAAGUGAAGAGAUGAAGUAGAUGCCCCAGGGAGGGCAUAAAAAGCUUUAAAACAAAAAUGCAUUUGUUGAAAUAAACAUACUGAUAUUAAUUUUUAUACAAGAA
Musca domestica (house fly) is the source of this 643-nucleotide messenger RNA. Its product is annotated as UPF0587 protein CG4646. Gene Ontology annotation, molecular function: zinc ion binding. The record is from RefSeq and is a predicted model, not a curated record. The coding region runs from base 55 to 546 and encodes 163 amino acids. The transcript has 2 exons. Lineage: Eukaryota; Metazoa; Arthropoda; Insecta; Diptera; Muscidae.